This is a messenger RNA of Rangifer tarandus platyrhynchus (Svalbard reindeer), 2694 nucleotides long. The record is from the annotation of a GenBank genome assembly. Lineage: Eukaryota; Metazoa; Chordata; Mammalia; Artiodactyla; Cervidae.
AUGGACACUUGCCAUGAAGAGCGGCAGGGCCAGGGCCUCUUGGGUGCCAGCGGGCGCGCGGGGCCGAUACUCACAAACAAAACCCGCGGCAAAUUGCUGGCAGCCCAUCCUGAAGGCGGCAGCCGCUUGGCAGAGGAGCCACGGAGGACCGGCUGGGAGCAGGCGGCCAGCGCAGCACAGCUCCUCAGUGUCACCCAGAUUAUAUCCACCCUCCUCAUUCUGGCCACGAAGCCCUUACCCCAAAUCCCAGCCCUUCGGCUGGAGGAACAGGUCAUGAGCCCCAUCUUCAGUGACCCCGUUCACAGGGUUCUGGCCAUUCUGCCCUUGGCUCUGGAGCUCCCUUCCUCCAUUGGGUCAAGGAAGCACGCCCAGCGGGCCAGGCUCAGGGUGGGUGGAGUGUCACCGGCUGGGCUGGAGGAGGAAGUUGUUGGGAAGUCAGAACGGAAUUGCCGUGAGGGGAGGCCAGGCAGGGCCGGGCCCAGAUGGUUCCUGUUGAGGAAGCAGUGGGCACAGCUGCACGGCUGCUCCCUGGCCGGCCGCACUAUCACGGUGACACAGCUGGCUGCCUCGCCGCAGGCUGCAGGCGACCUCCCCCACCGGCGCCUCCCCAGGCCCGCCCUGCAUCACAUGAGCCCCUGCGGCCGCCCGCCCCUUCCCCAGGCGGCUGCAAGAAGGCCUGAAGCAGUCUGGGGGACAGAGACCUCCAGUUCAGAGGAGCCCAGGCUGGCCGAGGCCUGCUUCUUUCCCUCGAGGGCCCACGAGGUUGAGAGGGGCAUUGAGCGUGAGGCUCACCAGGCUCCACACCGCUGCCCACCACAGGGCUGCCCACCUCCCACCUCAGCAGGAUUCAGAUUCCUGAACCCACCCUCUGGCUCCAUGUCCCGGGCGUCCCCCGUGCUGGACAGUGGGCCCUCGGCAUCCACCAGCUGUUCAACACCCCGGGGUCCCAGGAAGGGCGGUCCAGCAGACAGAAAGGAGAAGGCCACCGCGAUGCCCGACUCCCCAGCUGAGGUGAAGACGCAGCCCCGGGCCACGCCCCCCAGCAUGCCACCCCCACCACCUGCCGCAUCCCAGGGGGCCACACGACACCCCUCCUUCACACCCCACACAAUGAUGAACGGCAGCAGCCACUCGCCCACGGCCAUCAGCGGCGCCCCGUCCACGCCCAACGGCUUCAGCAAUGGCCCGGCCACCUCAUGCACGGCCGCACUGUCCACACAGCAGCUGCCCCCAGCCUGUGGGGCCCGGCAGCUCAGCAAGCUCAAGCGCUUCCUGGCCACCCUGCAGCAGUUCGGCAGCGACAUCUCCCCAGAGAUCGGGGAGCGUGUGCGCACGCUGGUGCUGGGGCUCGUGAACUCCACGCUGACCAUCGAGGAGUUUCACUCCAAGCUCCAGGAGGCCACCAACUUCCCACUACGGCCAUUUGUCAUCCCUUUCCUGAAGGCUAACCUGCCCCUGCUGCAGCGGGAGCUCCUGCACUGCGCCCGCCUGGCCAAGCAGAGCCCUGCACAGUACCUGGCCCAGCACGAGCAAGCCCUGCUGGAUGCUGACGCCUCUUCCCCUGUCGACUCCUCGGAGCUCCUGCUGGAGGUUAACGACAACGGCAAGCGGAGGACCCCUGACAGGACCAAAGAGAAUGGGUCAGACCGGGACCCACUGCACCCAGACCACCUCAGCAAACGGCCAUGCACUCUGAGCCCCGCCCAGCGCUACAGCCCCAGCAACGGGCUGCCCCACCCGCCACCUCCCCCACACUACCGCCUGGAGGACAUGGCCAUGGCCCACCACUUCCGGGACUCCUACCGCCACCUUGACCCUCGGGAGCUACGGGAGCGCCAUCGGCAGCUGGCAAUGCAUGGAUCCCGGAAUGAAGAAGUGAUUGACCACAGGCUCACGGAGCGCGAGUGGGCGGAAGAGUGGAAGCACCUCAAUAACCUCCUAAACUGCAUCAUGGACAUGGCCGAGAAGACGCGGCGGUCGCUGACUGUGCUGCGCCGCUGCCAGGAGGCUGACCGCGAGGAGCUCAACCACUGGAUCCGGCGCUGCAGCGAUGCGGCAGAGGACAGCAAGAAGGGCCCUGGGCCGACCGCCCGGCCCCUCGGCAGCUCCACAGGCACAGAGGGCGCUCAGCUAGACGUCCACCGGGAGUUCAUGCCUCGGACCCUGUCUGGCUACAUGCCCGAGGAGAUCUGGAGAAAGGCGGAGGAGGCGGUGAACGAGGUGAAGCGGCAGGCAAUGUCAGAGCUGCAGAAAGCCGUGUCUGACGCUGAGCGCAAGGCCCAUGAGCUCAUCAGCACAGAGCGGGCCAAGAUGGAGCGGGCCCUGGCCGAGGCACGGCGGCAGGCCUCCGAGGACGCCCUCACUGUGGUCAACCAGCAGGAGGACUCUAGCGAGAGCUGCUGGAAUUGUGGGCGCAAGGCCAGCGAGACAUGCAGCGGUUGCAACGCGGCCCGCUACUGCGGCUCCUUCUGCCAGCACAAGGACUGGGAGAAGCACCACCAUGUGUGCGGACAGAGCCUGCAGGGCCCCGCGGCUGCCGUAGCCGAGCCUGUGUCCGGACAGUCCGACACUGCCACAGGCCUGGGCCCCUGCCUGCCCCCGGCCGCUGCCAGCCCCAGCGAGGCAGGCUCCACUGGGCCUUCCCGCCCUGGCUCUCCUGGCCCACCUGGCCCCCUGGACGCAGCGCCCCGCUGA